UCCACUCUCCAGAAUUUAUUCAAGUCGAACACAUCCGUUUACUGUUGCUCUAUAGCUCCAUUACAACAUACAUGUAUAUUGUCAAAAUUGUUUGUUCUGUUUAGGGAAGGAAAUCGAGUUUAGUAAGUAGACGAUGUAUGUUCAGUCUGCAAAAUUCCAAAUCGUCUUUAGUUUGCUUAGAGAAUCCACAAAUAUUUUUUAGCUUACCAAACAAGAACGAAAGAAAACACAAUCCCUAUAUAUAUGUAUAGAGUGUUGAUAUAUAUAUAUAUAUAUAGCGUGUAUCUAUGGUGAAGAAUUGUAGCAAUUGCAAUUAUUGAUCAUAGAUUUCCGAUAAGUGAGUAGCUCGUAGCUCGCAGCUCGCAGCUCGCAUCGCGCAGCUCGUAGCUCGUAGUCGCGGCCCGCGUCUCAAUAGCAACGCGCUCUGUUGUUGCUGUUGCAGUUGCUGUUGCAGUUGCAGCUGCAGUUGCAGUUGCAGUUGCUGGUGUUGUUUACACGUUAUGAAACGGCGUCUCUAUGUUGUUUAAGCUGAUCAUGGGCCAGACACUAUCGGAACCGGUGACCACCAAGGACUCGUCGCGCUGCUCCAACUCCUUAUACUUAGUGGGCAGCAGCUGCAUGCAGGGCUGGCGCGUCGAAAUGGAGGACGCCCACACACAUAUUCUAUCCCUGCCUGACGAUCCCAACACCGCCUUCUUCGGCGUCUACGACGGCCAUGGGGGCGCGGCUGUGGCCAAGUUUGCGGGCAAGCACUUGCACAAGUUUAUUACCAAGCGGCCGGAAUACUUCGGCAGCUCCAUCGAAUUGGCCAUGAAGCGCGCCUUCCUCGACUUCGACCGCGAGAUGCUGCACAACGGCGGCUGGGGCGAGCAGAUGGCUGGCUCCACGGCCUGUGUGGUGCUGAUCAAGGAUCGGCGCCUCUACUGUGCCAAUGCCGGCGACUCGCGAGCCAUUGCCAGCGUGGGCGGUGCGACGAUCGCCCUCUCCGAGGACCACAAGCCCUGCAACGAUGGGGAGGUGAAGCGCAUUCUGGCCGGCGGCGGUCGCGUAGAGAACAAUCGCGUCAACGGCAACUUGGCCCUGUCCCGUGCGCUGGGCGACUUCAUGUACAAGCGAAAUACCAGCAAGAGGCCGGAGGAGCAGAUUGUCACUGCUAACCCGGACGUGACGACCUGCGAUAUCGACGACACUUGGGAGUUCAUUCUGUUGGCCUGUGACGGCAUCUGGGAUGUGAUGAAUUCCCAGCAGGUGGGUGACUUUGUGCGCGAGCGCAUCGGCUACGGCAUGCAGCCAGACGUGAUCUGUGAGGAGCUGAUGACCUACUGCCUGGCACCGAAUGCCUACAACUAUGGACUGGGCGGCGACAAUAUGACCGUUAUACUCGUAUGCAUGCUGCACGACAAACCCUACGAGGACCUGAAGGUGCGCUUCGGCUUCAAGACAGGUGGCGUUGGCGAUGCCUUGCCAGUCCUAAAGUAUCAAUUGCCGAGACCUACCAGCAAUCGUCAUCUGGAGAGUGCCUGAGCUGGCGUUUUUGGAUCUGAGAUUUGCAGACUUUGUUUCGUUUUUGUUAAUCGUUGAAGACCUUUUUUUUUGGCAUAUCACAUAAUUCACUCAAAGUUUCAACAUUCGACAAUGCUGACAUGUAGUUUUGUACCUACCUCACUACAUAUAUGUAUAUGCGUACAUGCAUCUAUAGUUUUGGCUAGCCGAUCUUAUCAUCAGACAUAUCUCACAGGCCCUACCCAAAAAUCCAGUAGCUCUUUAAAUUCCCAGUCAUAUACGCUAUUAUUAGUCAAUUGCAAAAUAAAACAACUUGAAUUGCAAAAAACUUUUGAUGCAUUGCUAAAAAGAUUGUCUAAUAAAGCGUUAAGCCGAAUGUGGAAGGCAGUUUUCAGCUAUAGAUGGCGCCUUACCUGUUUGACGAAA
Messenger RNA from Drosophila mojavensis, 1929 nucleotides. It is a transcript of the gene Ppm1, whose product is annotated as probable protein phosphatase 2C T23F11.1. Gene Ontology annotation, molecular function: protein serine/threonine phosphatase activity; cation binding. The transcript has 2 exons. Lineage: Eukaryota; Metazoa; Arthropoda; Insecta; Diptera; Drosophilidae. Gene Ontology annotation, biological process: protein dephosphorylation. The coding region runs from base 517 to 1524 and encodes 335 amino acids. The record is from RefSeq and is a predicted model, not a curated record.